UCCUACGCACGUUGUGAUGGCGAUGCAAAAUUCCGCCCAUUUGUCAGCUUUAAAUACAUUGAACUCAGUCUGUUUGGGAAAGCCUGAGUUCUGCACAAUACUUGCUCUCGGCAAAAGACGUUAUAGUGAAAAGGCUGCCCUGUCAUCUGAAACGACACUGCCAGCUUCCAACAUGUCUUCUGCUGCACCUCGUGCCCCCAUCCCUACCCCUGAUGUUGACUCUACCUCACAACAACAACAACAACAACAACAACAACAACAGCCAGCUCCACAAACUACGCCUCCGUCUGGACAGGGAUCCGGGCGGAACCUGUGGGCAAAAUCGAGCGCUAUAGGAUCCAAAUGGCACAAUGUAGCUCAACUUAUCAUGAAACGGCAAAAGGAAGAAGCAGAGGAUCACAAGCAUGACUUAUUCCAGGAUUACGAGGUUGGCGAGGACUGCCCUAUUGUUUUCGGAGGCACGAAAGAAAAACACAUUGAUGAAGAGCUUCACGAAAAAUCAACGGAAAAGACGAGAAAGUCUCGCAAAUUCCUGAAGAGGGCCAUGACCGCGGCAUCAGAGGUGGAAGCAGGUUCUGCGCAGCCUUCUGCCUCGUCUGUGCCUAUGAAAGACCGAACAACUGUGGAAUACCAGAGGGUCCUGGUGGAUGGAGAGGGAAUCGCAGGGGUUCCACUUCGUGACCUACAAGAUGCAUCCAAAGGUUUGCUAGAAGCACUGUCCAUCAGGGAAAAAUACAUGCGUCUCAACUUUCAAAGCUACCCCAAAACAACUUCUCGCUACUUGCGCAUGGUAGACAACGAACCGACUCCGAACGAGAGCGACUUUACAGGUGUUGAUGAGGACACCGAUUGGGCAGGGAAGUACGGCGAUCCUUUUCGUUGUCGCAACGUACCGGAGAACUUAAACUACCCUUACAAAAUGGUGGAAGGUGUGGUGUACGUGUAUAAGGAUGAUACCAACAUGAAUGCCGGGCAGCCCAUAGACCUACCUUACCCCGACAAGGAUGCCUUCCUGAAAGACUACAUGCUGAUGCUGGCACUGAUGAGUGAUGGACCAAUAAAAUCCUUCUGCUAUCGCCGACUUCAGUUUUUAGACUCCAGGUUCAAGAUCCACCAACUUCUGAACGAACUUGCCGAGUCGGCAGAGACAAAGCAAUCCCCACACAGGGACUUCUACAAUGUUCGGAAGGUGGAUACACACAUCCACGCGUCGGCCUGUAUGAACCAGAAGUCUCUCCUCAACUUCAUGCGGACUAAAAUUAAUCAGUUUGGCGGAGAAAUUGUCAUCAAAGCUGAUACCAAGGAAAAGACACUAAAAGAGGUUUUUGACGAAGAAGGUUUAACAGCGUACAAUUUGACAGUGGACAGUCUGGAUUGCCAUGCAGAUAGGCAAACCUUUCACCGUUUUGACAAGUUCAAUUCUAAGUACAACCCGGCAGGGUGCGGCAUUCUGCGGGACAUCUUCAUCAAGACAGACAACUUUAUCCACGGCCGGUACUUCGCAGAGAUAGUGAAGCAAACCAUGUCUGAGCUGGAGUCCAGCAGGUACCAGUACGCCGAGCUGAGGCUGUCCAUCUACGGCCGGGCCAUGGACGAGUGGGACAGGCUGGCCGACUGGUGCGUCACCAACAGAGUGUUCUCCAACCAAGUCCGCUGGAUGGUCCAGAUCCCUCGACUAUAUGAUGUAUAUCGUUCCAAAGGAUCCAUGCAGAAUUUCCAGCAGAUGUUGGAUAACGUCUUCUUGCCUCUGUUUGACGCCACUAUAAACCCACAGAAGCACCAGAAUCUGCACAUCUUCCUGAAUUAUGUGACAGGAUUUGAUUCAGUUGAUGACGAGUCAAAGGCAGAGCGCCACCUGUUCAACCAGCAAAGCCCAACCCCGGAUAAGUGGACCAUGAAAGACAGUCCUCCGUACACCUAUUACAUGUACUACAUGUAUGCCAACCUGGUUGUUCUCAACCACCUCAGAAAGCAGCGGGGUAUGAGGACGUUCAACCUGCGGCCACACUGCGGGGAGGCAGGAGAUGCUCGUCACCUGGUCUCAGCGUUCAUGCUGUCUGAAAACAUUUCUCAUGGACUCAAUCUGAAGAAGAGCCCAGUUCUGUACUACUUGUUUUACUUGGCGCAAGUAGGAAUCGCGAUGUCACCUCUGAGCAACAACAGCCUGUUCCUGGAUUAUAACCGCAACCCUCUGUACGAGUAUCUGUCCAGAGGACUCAACAUCUCACUCUCAACUGAUGAUCCUCUGCAAUUUCACUACACAAGGGAGCCACUGAUGGAGGAGUAUGCCAUAGCUGCACAAGUCUGGAAGCUGACCAACUGUGACAUGUGUGAGAUAGCCCGGAACAGUGUGGCUAUGAGCGGUCUGUCCGAAAAGAUGAAGAAGCACUUCUUGGGAGAAAAGUAUCGUGAGAAGGAGGGCCCUGCCGGAAACACCGUCCUCAAAACCAACAUCCCCAACAUCAGAGUUGCCUACCGUUUUGAGACAAUGACGGAAGAGCUCGCAUUGCUUUGCAACGGGGCAAAAGUGUUUGACUAGCGACAUUUGCCAGCCCCUGUAUUUAGGAAAUAUAACUCAUUCAAGGUGCAUUAUAUGUGGACUUGGAGUGAACUUGAGCUUUAAGUACAGAACAAAUGCAACUGUUACGGAAUAGUUCCUAACACGUGUUACACAAGAUUUAUUUUCUUCAUAAUAGAUUUCGUAUCAUGUACAUGUCUAAACGCUUUAGAGAAAGAAACAUUUUUGUUGAAAUGACUUUGAAAUGAUUCAAAGAAAGUGAAAAGCAAAUGAUUGUGUUUCUAACUUUACCCCUUAGGCUUUGCACAGUUAUGACAUUUUCAUGCGUCCCAAAUCUGAUCAGUGUUAGAUCUGAGCCCAGCUCUAAGACUAGCCACAUGGGCAGUCAUGAAGCGACCAGUCGAUCUGACUGUCAUCUAUUUCUACCAAUAGCAAGAUCGUUAGUAUCAAUGUAACGUCAAGCAAGUCCCACAAUUCCACCGGGUACCCUUUGGCCACCACAUGGUGUUAUCGACGACGUUUCAAGGCUGCUCUAAACGUUUAGAUGUCUGAAGUGUCCAUGGGGAUUACUGGUGCUGCAUCAUUAAAAAUAAUUCAUCACCGUUUGUUUAUGGAAAAUUGAACUCUUCAGGUUCCCUGCUUCUUUACAGUUGACAGGACAAAAUGUUGUUGUCCAGUGUACCAUGUAACGCACUGGUAACAAAUGCAGCAACCACCUCUGUCCGACGCCGUGUAAAAGCCUUGACUGACAGUCGCCACCAUGUUGCAAUGGGGUCCUUGUCUACUAUUGCACGGAAACGAGUCAUGACUCACGGACACAUCCUAUAUGAAAAGUUCUAGUUCAUAGUCUGCAAACUUCCUGGCGCGAUUUCUGGACAAUGCUGGUUGCUGGUUAUCUGAGUAGUUAAGUAGCCUGUUCCUUUUAACCAGCCUUUAUUCCCCGUUGAUUACAGAGAUAAUAGUUACAUUUGGAACCUAUGCAAACAAUUUUGAUGGAAAGUUGACUGUUAUUUCGUCUCUUGAAAACAUCAGCGAUGGUGCAGGAAGACAUCCAAGUAUUUAUGGCUCGUCCGACUGUAGGAGAAGUCUGAAUUUUCAUAAUGCUUAUUAAUAUAACAAGGGUAAACCACAUUAUAGUGCGGCAAACACAAACCGCAACCUAUACAACGUGUUAGUUGUAACUUAAAAAGUUCGUUUGUGUUGGUAAAAGGCAUCCUGGAUCAAUGUUGAAUUGUCAUAUCCAACCCAAAAAAUCACGUAAGACUCGAUGGGUAGAUUUCCAGGUAGAUUUACCGGUGGCAUAAGAUAGCAUCAAAGUGGCCUGCUGACCCCUUUGGCCGGCAAUAUCUUUGGCCAGUAUCUUAUGCCACUGGUAAAUCUGCUUGGAGAUUAUCCAUGGGCACAGCCGCUAUUUUGCCUUUUCUUCACAAAGGGCACUUCAAAGCAAGUCCCGAUGGGACCAAAACAAAUAUUUCUGUCAUUCUGUUGGGAUAUUCCAUAACCAUUGCGCCGAUGACUUUCUACGCCGGGCCACAAAUACUUAGAAGUCUCUACUCAAGGGAGAGUUCGAGAUAUUUGCGUGUGAUCUAUAUUGGUGUGUUAAGGCAUGUUGGAAGCUGGCUUAAUUUUAUACAUGUGGUGGAAAUAAAUCUCCAGCAAACCUG
Molecule: messenger RNA, 4182 nt
Organism: Branchiostoma floridae (Florida lancelet)
Lineage: Eukaryota; Metazoa; Chordata; Leptocardii; Amphioxiformes; Branchiostomatidae
Product: AMP deaminase 1-like
Exons: 18
Coding region: 17-2539 (840 amino acids)
Biological process (GO): IMP salvage; AMP metabolic process
Cellular component (GO): cytosol
Molecular function (GO): AMP deaminase activity
Source: RefSeq, a predicted model, not a curated record